CCCGCCCCGCACCGAACCGCAGCAGUGAGUGGGAACUCAGCCGGAAGAAAUGAUUGACUGUUUAGCGCGGCCGGUGAUACACUGGUACCCAGCUGACUGGUAGUGUAGUGUACGGCAACACAACGGCUUCCUUUGCUCCAGUACUCUACUUUCCACUCAUACACACACACGCGCGCUCUCGUCGAUUGUGUACGAAUUGGUUACGGCAUUUUUAUCGAAUUUCUUUCUCUUUUCGCCAAAAUUUAUUCGCAUCUACCUGGUAGAACAACACACACACUGCGAACCAUCGCGCGAGAGACUCUCCGUCUUCUCUGGGAUUACGUUAACUGGUUUCUGUAGCGGUUGGCUUCUGUGGGGUGAAUCACGCUGGCCGAUGCUGUCAUAAUUUCGUGGAAUCGCUCGGUCUGUUUUUGGAAUUGCGUCGAUCCCUGGGAAAGUGUUUUUGAGAAUUUAUCCAUCCGGAGCGACAUUACGCAUUAUUGAUUGUCCGCCAUGCAGCGGAUACACUGGACUACAUUGCGAUUAUUAGCCGGGAAUGGUGCGGCGGGAUAAAAAUAAUUGUUGUUGAUGCCGCGGAUAAUCUGGAUUUGACCUGGUUUGCUUGAUUGUGGCAUUCUCACACUGCCAGCUAAUUAUAUCGUUGGAAUAUAGCGGCGUUCAGGGCGGCUGAUUGCUCGAUACACUGCACGGAUUGGCGUUGCUGUGUGCUGUUCUUUGACCUGAUCUUGGGGUCUGCUGCACCGUUUGCUCGGCCCCAGCGCACAGGGACGGGAUGAGCCAGAUUCAGACCAGCGCCGGCGCCGCUGCGUAUCCCUUGGUUACUCUCAAAUCUCUUCUGGAGAACCCAUCCAUACCUUCCAGACAUUAUCGCAAACUCGCCUCCUCCGGCGGGAACUCCCUGUUCUCCAUGAACAGCAAGAAGGCCGACGUGGCCUCCUCCCUGCCGGUGCCGUCGCACUCCGCGGCCUCCCCGUCGGGCCACUCGCCGUCCAGUGUGGCGGCGGCGGCCGUGGCCGGCGCCUGGGGCGGCGUGGCCGGUCUGGAGCAGUUCGAGUCGUCGGCGGCGCAGGCCUUCCUCGGGCCCAGCAUCUGGGACAAGCCCAACCCCUACGAAUCCAUGGCCGCGGUGGGGGGCCCGCACGACUUCAAGCUGGAGUACAUGGACCUCGACGAGUUCCUCUCCGAGAACGGACUGGGCGGGCCCGCCCAGGGCACCAGUACCGGCGGUCACCACGGUGUGGCCGGCCUGGGCAGUCCGCACGGCGGCUCGGCCUGCUCCAGUCCCAACCAGACGCACAUGGGCGGCGGGGCCGGCGAGGACAACAAGGUCAGCAGUUCCACCGGCUCCAAGGAGCGCGAGUCCCCGGGAGAAGAUCUCCCCGGCGUGCCGCACGUCCUCAACAAAGACUCCAUGCACAUGGGACCCGAUAUGAAUGGCGAUAUGGCCAUGGCCCCCGUACCCGGCUCCACGGUGAACUUUGACCCGCGGCGCCGCCGGUUCAGUGAGGAGGAGCUGAAGCCGGCGCCGAUGGUGAAGAAAUCCAAGAAGCAGUUCGUGCCCGACGAGCUGAAGGACGAGAAGUACUGGGCGCGUCGGCGGAAGAACAAUCUGGCGGCGAAACGCUCGCGGGAUGCCCGGCGCAUCAAGGAGAACCAGAUCGCCAUCCGGGCGGCCUACCUCGAGAAGGAGAACCACAAACUGCGCGAACAGCUCGAUAAACUCACCCGCGACAACAUGGUCAUGCGCGAGAAGCUGGCCGCGUCGGCCAAGAUGGAUCUGGGGAAGAACAGUGCACACUGAGGACACAUGCCAGCCUCUCCGCGUUUUCAUACUGCUGAGGAAAUCAUUUUACCAAAGUUUUUCUAAUGGGCCUUAAAUUCGAUGGUUAUCAGUGUUCUUUGAGCCGCCGCCGCAGUUUGCCGUGUGGUUGUGUUUUUAUCCGGAGUGUUGUCGACGUACCACCACACGUACCCACUCUUCCCGUUUUUCCCCCGCGAACGCUAAUUGCCGAGACGGACUAAUUGUUUUUGUACAAAUAAUAAUUUUCGGGAGAAGCGCGCUCUCCUCUUGUGUUUUUUCCUGCGUGGACGGCGUUGGAGCUGUGUGCGGGAAGUGCAUUACUCCGGUGUGAGGCAGGAUGGAGUCCAUGUUUUUUGUUACAUUGGGAAAAUCGUUCUGCACCGGUCGGCUGAAUACUGGGUGUGUUCGGCCGCCGCUGAAACAAGUAUUAUCGUGACCUCAGUUGUCGAUGGCGUCGUUGCUGCCGCUAAAGCGUGGUUUAAUGUGAAACCGGUGUCCGUGUCUUUUUCUGUUUUUUUGGUGUUUGUAAUGUUGGCAUAUAAUAAUACAGUAUAAUAAUACAGCGCUUUUAUUGUCUUUUUUUCUGGCCACUUUUUCGCCGGUGAGGAUUUUAAUUGUUUUUUGCUCUGGUUGGCUGCGUGCCGCCGGUGUUGGCGCAUUUAUUCCGCAGGAUAUUUGGAAAAAAUUAAAAAUCCUACUAUC
Paramacrobiotus metropolitanus is the source of this 2503-nucleotide messenger RNA. Its product is annotated as thyrotroph embryonic factor-like. The coding region runs from base 773 to 1801 and encodes 342 amino acids. Gene Ontology annotation, molecular function: DNA-binding transcription factor activity, RNA polymerase II-specific; RNA polymerase II cis-regulatory region sequence-specific DNA binding. Gene Ontology annotation, biological process: regulation of transcription by RNA polymerase II. Gene Ontology annotation, cellular component: nucleus. The record is from RefSeq and is a predicted model, not a curated record. Lineage: Eukaryota; Metazoa; Tardigrada; Eutardigrada; Parachela; Macrobiotidae. The transcript is spliced from 7 exons.